Spirometra erinaceieuropaei is the source of this 1587-nucleotide messenger RNA. Lineage: Eukaryota; Metazoa; Platyhelminthes; Cestoda; Diphyllobothriidea; Diphyllobothriidae. The record is from the annotation of a GenBank genome assembly.
AUGUCUUUUGACGUGAUCUCAUUGUUCACCUCCAUCCCACCCGCGCUGGCUAUCGACACUAUUGACGGUUUUCUCCGGGAAAAGUAUGAUGAGACCGAUCAACAGCUCAAACGAGUUCACAUCAUCGAGCUCCUAGAACUAUGUCUUAAGACGUUCUUUACAUUCAACGGCCAGGUCUACGAGCAAAAGAAGGGGACACCGAUGGGCUCGCCUCUAUCUGGAUUAAUUGCCGAAGCGGUUUUGCAGAGGCUUGAGCGGCUGGUCUUCAGCUCGUACCCCCCGAAGUUCUGGGCCAGAUACGUCGACGACACUUUCGUUAUCAUCAAAAGUGGCGAUGUGCAGGCUUUCAAGGCACUGUUGAAUUCAAUCUUUCCCGACAUCCAGUUUACCAUGGAAGAAGAGCUCAACAAUCAGCUAGCCUUCCUUGACGUACAAGUGACAAAGCUGGAGGACGGGAAGAUAAGGACAACGGUCUACCGUAAGGCAACUAACACCAGGCGAAUCCUCCACUUCAAGAGCAACCACCCCGUUGGUCACAAACGCAGUUGUGUCAGGACCCUCUUCCAACGCGUUCAAACACAUUGCUGCGACGACAAUGGGAGGAAGGAGGAGAUUAAGUACUUGCACGCCCUAUUUAAAGCCAACGGUUAUCCCAAGUCCUUCAUACGCAAGUGUCUUAAGAACCCUUACCCUGAGCGGUUGGACGGAGAAAACCCGAAAUUUUGGCUCGCAAUCCCUUAUGUGAAAAACGUGUCAGAGGCGACGGCAAGAAUCCUAAAGCCUUUCGGGAUCGGAGUGGCUCAUAAGCCAGAGUCAACAAUCAGACAGCAAAUAAUGAGACCCAAAGACCCGCUACCGGUGACAGAACAAUCAGUGGUUGUCUACAGCAUACCAUGCCAAAACUGUGAUGCAAGGUAUGUUGGUGAAACGGGCAAACGUCUUGGCACAAGAUUGCAUGAACACCAGCUUGCAAUCAACCGCAAGGACAAGCUGUCUAUGGUUUAUGGCCACGUCAAACAGCAGAACCACAAUUUCGCCUUUGAAAAGGCAAGGGUAAUCGGCCGAGCCAAUGAUAAGAUGGCCAGACUGGUGCUCGAAAGUUGGUCCUCGACUGGCACACUCAACAGAGCCAUAGAUCUGCAUCUCGCCUAUCAGGCGCUACGUACAAGGCUCGAGUCAGUGCGGACAAGGCCAUCAGGACAGCCGAGCAAAGUGACGCGUGGCCAACAGCCGAUGUCAGCAGAAAGUGGGAAAGAAGCCGGCCGGGGAUCAUGUGACCAGCAUGCGAUGCCACCUCACCGCAACACCCACGAGGCUGAGAUCAACUCACAUGAGCCCCAACAACUGUUCAGUCCGUUGAGUGACGAGGGGGAGGCCGACAAACAUGCUGGCUCACCAACAAUUACGACGGCCGAAAAGGGGUCAUUCGUUGCAGGAGCCCACCGGCGGUCAAUCGUGGAGAGGUCAACGCUAAUCGGCGGCGCAAGGGCAGGUCAAGGUUCGUGCCUCGCGCACGGAUAUAAUACCAGGCAGGUAUCAAGGCUGACGCAAUCAAGACCAGCAGGAACAGUCAACGCAUUACUCUGA